Durio zibethinus is the source of this 2118-nucleotide messenger RNA. RefSeq names its product BTB/POZ and MATH domain-containing protein 4-like. Gene Ontology annotation, biological process: protein ubiquitination. The record is from RefSeq and is a predicted model, not a curated record. Gene Ontology annotation, molecular function: protein binding. Lineage: Eukaryota; Viridiplantae; Streptophyta; Magnoliopsida; Malvales; Malvaceae.
AGGAUGAUAGAUAUCUGAAUUCUACUUCAGAAAAAAAAAAAAAAAAAGCAGAUACAAGAAAAACAUAAAAAUUUUUGGAACUUGUACUUGAAUUCUUCCUCAAAUCCAGAACCAUAAACCAUAUAAGAACCCCAUGGCAAACAGAGCAACAUCGCCGACGGCAGCAGCCAAAGCUGAUCGAAGCCCACUGGUUUCUCCAACCAGCUCAAGGUCGGUGACGGAGACAGUGAACGGUUCGCACCGGUUCAUGAUCCAGGGUUACAGCUUAGCCAAAGGGAUGGGCGUGGGGAAGCACAUUGCGAGCGACAAUUUCACUGUCGGAGGCUACCAGUGGGCCAUUUACUUUUACCCCGACGGUAAAAACCCCGAAGAUAAUUCCACUUACGUCUCCGUUUUCAUUGCCUUGGCUAGCGAAGGUACCGACGUUAGGGCGUUGUUUGAGCUUACGCUUGUUGAUCAGAGCGGUAAAGGGAAGCAUAAGGUUCAUAGCCAUUUCGAUCGGUCCCUUGAGAGUGGGCCUUAUACCCUCAAAUAUCGCGGUAGUAUGUGGGGAUACAAGCGCUUUUUCAGACGAGCUUUACUUGAAACGUCAGAUUACCUCAAGGAUGACUGCUUGAAAAUAAAUUGCACUGUUGGAGUUGUUGUUUCAGUGAGUUCACGAUUACACUCAAUUCAGGUACCAGAGUCUGAUAUAGGAGCUCAUUUUGGUAUGCUGCUUGAAAAUAUGGAAGGUUCAGAUAUUACAUUUGACGUGGCUGGGGAAAAAUUUUGUUCUCAUAAGUUGGUAUUGGCAGCUCGCUCCCCUGUUUUCCGAUCAGAAUUUUUUGAUGGGAUGGAUGAAGAAAAGCAAGAGAUAGUUAUCACCAAUCUAGAACCUAAGGUGUUUAAGGCCUUGUUACACUUUAUAUACAGAGACACUCUUUCAGAAGAAGUGGAGAGUGUUGGGUCUAGCUCAGCUUCUGUAUCAUCAGUAUCUGAAACACUAAUAGCUAAAUUGUUAGCUGCAGCAGAUAGGUAUUGUCUGGAGAGACUGAAAUUAAUGUGUGAAUCCUGUCUCUGCAAGAAUAUAUCUGUAAAUUCUGUUGCCAAAAUUCUAGCUUUGGCUGAUGAAUAUCAUGCUAAGGAAUUAAGAGCUGUAUGUCUCAGAUUCGCUGCUGAAAACCUUGCAGCUGUGAUGCGGUCAGAUGGCUUUGAAUACCUAAGAGAGAGCUGCCCUUCGCUUCAGUCAGAGCUCCUGAAGACAGUUGCAGGUUGUGAGGAGGAUUGUAGCAGUGGUGGAAAAUCUAGGAGUGUGUGGGCACAACUUUCAGAUGGUGGCGAUACCAAUAGCAGGAGGGUCAGGCAAAGAACCUAAUCUGAUGAUUGUUGUCUUGUAAGUUGUAAAUGCAUGUGUACCUGUUCAAUGCCCGACAUCAACACCUGAUUGGUUGAUUCCCCAACAAAAAUAUAUAAAAAACGAAGUGAUGAUAUUGAAAAAAGGAAAAAAAAAUUCCUAAAGGAAGAGGCAGAAAUAAAAGCAUUGCCAAUCAAUGUAAGAGGAGUAAAUGGGAUUUUGUAGAUUUGUGAGUUUAUUACUGUAAAUCUCUACUAAGCUGUGUUAAACGUUCUCUAACCGGUCGCUCCGGUAUUCUGUUUACACCAUUGCUAACAAAUUUUGUCAUUUCCAGAUGGGAGAUAGAACAGCUAUUAAUCUAACUAAUUCUUUAUCUCUUUCUCUCUCUUUUUUUUUUUGGAUUCCAAUUCUUAAUUGGAAAGAUGGGCUAGUUAGAUAUGCAACAUUGAAUUUGUAUUUGGGUGAGAUUGGCAAUUGUUCUUAGUUGAGCCAGGCAGUUUUGAAGACCGGGAAGAAACUUUAAUUUUCUGUCUGGGUGUGGUCUCUUUGUUUAUUUAGAUGGUAAAUAAGCUGUUAUUCUGGUAAAUUGGAUUCCUCAGAAAAGUGGCGGAUCCUAGAGGCAAAACGUGGGCAUGAUAGUAUUUUUCGAGUGGUAACAGGCCACCCAGCUUUCAGAUAUUCUGUCAGAGCCUGGAAUUCGAAAGUCAAGAAGGUUACCCACAAACAUAUGAUCUUUUUGAGGUAUUUUGAUUUCGUCAAUAGCGAGUACCAUUAAUGAAUAACUU